AUGAGCCCAAACGGUGAUACUGAUGCCGCUGGUGCAACUGGCGCGCAACCUAGGGCACUGACUGGUCGCGAAAGGGCCAGCAGCCUACAAGGCGAAAAUUUAGAAGUCAAGGCAGAGGCGGUGCCAGGGAACACGGAGCAAAGGAUGUUGGACCUACUGACGGGACUAGCGGAGCGGAUGGCUAAGCUAGAGGCGUCACAAGGGACCAAGGACCAGCCGAUGGACAAGGAGUCCAGUGUGUUCGGGUCAGCAAUAGGUCUGGGGCAACCGAUGAAUCGGCGUGCUCUCGACGUGACACCGCCGAGGGCUCCUUCUCCACAUAUGUCGCCGGGGACGUACUUCGGGAUGAACCAACCGGGGUAUGCAAGGGCGGCUGAGAACGUCGAGAGGGCACAGGCGCCGCAGCCGGGGGUGUACCAGCAGGCGCAGAUACCGCAGCACGUCCCGUCGUAUGCGAGAGUGCCGGACGCUAGACAGCGCAAGCUGAACAUCCGUCAUUUCGAUGGAAAAGAGCUUUACCAGGGGCUAGGGGGCGGUUUUCUAUCCUGGGGGAAGAAGUUUGUACGGGAAGUCUCUUUUGCUGAGCGUGCGAGCGGAUUUCCGUGGAGUGAGGAUGUCAAGAUAGACGUCCUUGGACACAAUCUCACGGGAAUGGCUGAGCGGUACUAUAAUCGCCAAGUUGAAGGGUGGUGGCAAGAAGAGCCAACAUUGGAACACGCCAUGCAAAGGCUGCUUCAUACAUUCGCAACUAAGAUAACGCCAGCGCAAAGUAUGAAGCUAUUUACUGCUGCCAAGAGCCCCAAGCACAGCUGGACAGAACACUAUUUGUAUUUGGUCGCAGUAAGCGAGGCAUGCGGUGGAGCAGACAACUUGGUCCAAGACAACAUAGUCCACUACGCUGAUCCGGCAAUGAGAGUUUCAAUGCUGGCGCGUUUGAAUCUAACAAGAAUUGAUUACUUGCGCCAAGCGGAGGAGCUGGCUCACUUCGCGCAGUCGACGGAGAUCGAGCUGCGCGGAAAGCACAUUGGAAAGGACGUCGUCAACAACGUUCGACAUAUGCGCGAAAAGACACGAAACGGGCGUAAGGACAAUCGCAAGUGCUACAGCUGUGGGAAAUCUGGACACAUAAAAGCUGCGUGCCCGGGGAACAAGGUCUCAAGAGAAGCAAGCGUCGACGUGGACUUCGUGCUCGCAGUGGGCAACCCGAGCGCUAACCACGGCUAUUGGAUACUGGACAGUGGCUCGAGUCGUCACCUGGUAAACGAUGUGAGCAUGCUCGAGAACCCAGAGGACUGCCAAAGCGAGUGUAUCGCAGCUGACGGAGGGCCCUUGCGCAUAACGAAGCGAGGAAGCGUCACAAUCACGACCACUGUAAUGGGCAAGGUCACUAAAGUGCGACUCCUGGACGUGCAAUAUGCCGAGAACCUCGAAAGGAACAUUAUAUCCUACGGUAUAUUGGAGGCUAAAGGGUUUGGGAUAGCCUACAUGGGUGAUCGCAGGGUCGUCGGCAACAUUGACAGUGGGGUGGUUGUCUUUGACGUGGAGAAGAAGAACAACGUGCUAAUAGUGCGGGACCACGAUCGCGGAAGUGUUCAGCUACCAUCGGACAUACUAAUGACGGCUUUAGCGCAAGGAGAAUUCGAAGUGAGUCAAGACGUGCAACGGGGCACGCUUAUGCACUUUCACAGAAGGUUGGCUCACCUGAAUUAUGACACGAUCCUUCGCAUGGCAAAGGAUCCAGCCUCAGGGAUACAGCUGACCGAUGAAACGCGUGGGAACUGUCUAGCUUGCGCUCAAGGUAAACAGACCAAGAACCAGCAGUCGAGAAAAGACACUGGCACGAAUGCGCCGAUUGAUGUUAUCGGAGGAGUCAUCUGCUCUGACCUGAAGGGUCCCAUGACUCCUCGCGACAGAUUGGGAAAUCGUUACAUGGUUAAUUUUGUGGAUCAUCGCACGAACUACUGCAGAGUUUUCCUGGCGAAGAGCAAAGACGUGGCGGCCCAAAAGUUUAAACACUUCAUGGCAUUUUUCGAGAGGCAAUUUAAUUGUCGCAUUCACGUGCUGCGAACGGACGGCGGAGGAGAAUAUCGUACUCUGGACCUCUUUUGCAAGGACACAGGAAUUGCGAGGCAAAUUAGUGAGCCAAGCAACCAAGCCAGCAAUGGGAAGGCCGAGAGGAUGCAUCGCACCAUUAUGAAUAUGGUGCGUAGCAUGGUGUUUGCGUGCGGACUGCCGCUGAGCUUCUGGGGGACGCGGCGGAGUAUGCGGCCUACAUACUGA
Peronospora matthiolae is the source of this 2280-nucleotide messenger RNA. Lineage: Eukaryota; Oomycota; Peronosporomycetes; Peronosporales; Peronosporaceae. The record is from the annotation of a GenBank genome assembly.